Zeugodacus cucurbitae (melon fly) is the source of this 5623-nucleotide messenger RNA. RefSeq names its product synaptotagmin-14 (gene Syt14). The record is from RefSeq and is a predicted model, not a curated record. Bases 1559 to 3346 code for a protein of 595 amino acids. The transcript is spliced from 8 exons. Lineage: Eukaryota; Metazoa; Arthropoda; Insecta; Diptera; Tephritidae.
AGCGCUGUUCUUUGUUAAACCAAUAAUCUCCGAAUGAAUCAAAAAUACCCUUAUGAUUCGGUGAAAUGCUUGGAAUCUCUUACAAACUUAUAUAGAGGCCUAAUGACAAUUCUAACCAAUUCGCUAGGUUUGCUUAAAGUGAGCCUUCAAAGCUGUUUCAACCUCAGUCUGGCAAGAGCUGUACAAUGGUGGCUGAAAUGCUUAGAUAAUCACCUCGGCUUCCUCCAAACAGUUUGGCAACUUGCAUCUGUCAGGAUCCCAAGUCUCAAAUGCAAAGUAUUUGGGAACAAGGAUAUUUUUUUUUAAAUUUGUAUAAAACGUUGCCUACAUUUCGGAGCAUUAAUAAUUAUCGUAUAUUAUUAUACUAGUUAUUAUAUUUGAAGUCCCAUACCAUACUGUUGAAAAUGAAGAAAAAACUUCAUCAGAUAAAAAAACCUUUAAUAUUACAUUUGUGAUAGACAUCAAGUCCCGUGGGGGGGUUCUUCUUAUAACCAAAGCAUCGCAGUACAAUACAUACAUAUAUAAUUCAUAUCAACAGUUGUUUUGCCUUUCGUGCGCAACUGUUGUCCUUUCGUGACAUAUGUCAAAUGGCAAAGCUUACUGGAAGCAUACAAAAGCUUUUGUUCGUCAUACGAGCAGGAGCCAACAGCAAUACCAUAUGCUACGAAUCACAUAUCUGAGUCACUGCUACUUUAAAACGCACACAAAAAAAUUGUUUGUUUGUGAGAAAUCAUGAAGAAGUGAUUAAAAACUGAAAUUCAAUUGAAAAUUUAUUUAAGAAAUUUAACGCCGAAACCGUUAAAUAUUUCGUGCAGAACGAAGAAAUUGUGUGCAAAGUGGACAAAUGUUACGUGAAAAGUACAUAGUCAAGCAGCAGCGUGAACCGGAUUAAUAACAUUUUUGUUGUGUGCAUUUUAGUUAUAAUUUUUUUUCAUUUCACGAAAGCACGAAACAGUAUCAAGUGAAAUUGCUAAACGUGCCACAAAGUUUUAGCCAAAUUUAAAAAGGUGUGUACUCAUUCAACAAUUAAGUGAAAAUAUUGCAGAAAGUUAUUUACAUUCGCCAUUAAAGACGUUUUUGUGAUUGGGAAAAAUCGAUUGUGUGCAUUUCAGUAUCCUUUGUGGCUUGCAAGGAGUUGCCUAGCCACCCUGCAGCGCUGAAGCUUUCACACAGUCUUCCAGUGUUAAGACUUUCCAUUGGAAUGUAUACAUACUGACUGCGCUAGUAGUAGCAGUGGUGGUGGUGGUGUUAUUGUUGUUGUUGCAUGCGUGAAAUGUCAACAAUGCUGUGAUUUGUUAUCAUUUGUGCCGAUACGCAAAAGAAAAACAUAAACACAGAACACACACUCAACAGGAUUCCAGCUGUGUGUCUGUGUGUGUGCGAACACUUGCUGAUCUGCGUAAUCGUAAUUGAAAUUUUGAAAUGCAUUAGCUUAUAACAUUACUUUUUGUAUUGUUGUUAUUGUUUUGCAGCUUUGCUGUGCGCGAGUUUCGUGCCAAUCGCAGUGAAAUCGUUUGAAAAGCAAAAACAUAAAGAAAGUGCUAGGAAUUGAACUAAGAUGAUAGUAAUUUCUGGCGUGGAAUCGUAUUCAUUAAAUGGAACCGUUGAGUUAACGACAGUAUUGGGUGCGCUUUUUGGCGUCGUCGCUUUGAUGUUUCUAUUCUUUCUUUACGUACAUCGCAAAUGGUGCUUUCAUGCGCGUCACGGUCUAAAUUGUUGCGAUGAGAAGUUAAACGCAUCCAAAUACACGCAAAAAAUGUGUAAGUCACGCAAACGCCGUUAUGACAAUACCAGCUCUGAUUCGGAGGAGGAUAUCUUGCGUCGCUUACGCUUACAGCAGUCACGCAAUUUAUCAACGAACGGUAAUUUCAAUAGUUACGGUAUUCACCAGCAGUCAACGUAUCUGCCGCCGUCACCGCCAAAUCCCCAACACAGCUUCAAUUACACACCGAACGAAUUGCAGCGCGUUACGAUAACGCCACGCUUCGAUCCGGCCCGCGAUCCGUUGGCCAUAGCGGAGCGCGGCAAAGUCGGUAUUCCGUCCUCGCAUAGUGAGUGCAGUUCGAAUGAUUCGGAGAAGGCGUCUGUCGACAGUCAUACGGGUAUUUUGACAGGUGACAGAAAAGAGCGUCUUCAAGGCAAUAGCGGCGGCGGCACGAAUAAAUCGAGCGAAUGCAGCGCUUCGUCCUCGCUGAAGGAGUCGCGCAUCGACAAUCGUGCGGAUUUGCCAAAGACUAGCAGUAAUAGCAGUAGCAGCAGAUAUCAGAAGAUAUCGACGGCGUCUGCGCGUCAAGACAGUUUAGAUGAUGUGCCUGAUUUGCAUAGCAAUAAUAAUAAUAAUAUUAAUAACAGCAGUAAUAAUAACAAUAACGAAGAUGAGCCACUUUUUGACACCAGCGAUUUGCGUUCCAUCAAAUCGGACGAUACUUCGGUGCAGAAUCAAUUCUAUGGCAAAAGUGGCAGUAUCGAGAUUUCUUUGCUGUACGAUGCACCAAUGCGUAAGAUGACUGUGCAUGUGAUGCAAGCACGCGGUCUACCCACUUUGGGUAAUGGACAGACGACGCAUACGCAGGUCCGUCUUCUUAUGUUGCCAAAUAAGAAGCAAAAGCAUAAGACUAAAAUUCGCUCCGGCGAGAAUCCACAAUACAUGGAGAGUUUCCUGUUACAUCGAGUCAAUCCGGAGGAUGUUAAUAAUAUGGGACUGCGUGUACGAAUAUACGGUUGCGAACGUUUACGAAAAGAACGUCUAAUCGGUGAGGCGUAUGUCAGUUUCGCCACAAUCGAUUUGGAAUUGGAAACGAAUUUGUGGCUGCCACUGGAGCCAAGAAGUACGGCUUCUGUUUUGGGCUCAAAUAGUGAUUUGUUAAGUCUGGCGAGAUCAGAUAGUGCCGGUUCGACCACAUCGAUGCAACAUGGUGGUGUGCCGGAAUUACUUUUAGGUUUAGGUUAUAAUGGCGUUACAGGACGUUUGUCAGUGGAAAUUGUCAAGGGUAGUCAUUUUCGUAGUUUAUCAAUGAACAAGGCGCCCGACACGUAUGUGAAGUUGUGUUUAGUUAGUAGUAUAGGACAGGAGAUAUCGCGAGCGAAAACAUCAACGAGACGCGGCCAACCACAUCCGCUCUUUAAGGAGACCUUCGUCUUUCAAGUGGCACUUUUCCAGUUGAACGAUGUGACGCUUAUGGUUUCCGUUUAUGCGAAACGUAAUAUGAAAAAGAAUGAAAUGGUCGGCUGGUUUAGUAUGGGUCUAAACUCGUCCGGACCAGAGGAGGUGGCGCAUUGGGCGGAUGUACGCGAUUUGGCCAAGGGUGAGCUAUUGGCGCGAUGGCAUGUGCUAGUGGAUUCCUGAUUCGAGCAGUUGGGACAAUCUUCACGUCGCGGCAGUGCCCUAGGCAUACUCGGCUUUGCGACGAAAGAUAAGUCCAAAUCGAAGAAGCUGAAGGAGGAGGAGGAGGAGGACGAGGAGAACCGCGAUAUUGGCAAUGUGCCGGAUAAAGCGGUUGCCGUCAACAUCGAGGCUGGCUUAGAGCUCGACUUUGUUUAGAGAAUUUGGCUAAAACCAAACGACUUUUUUGUAAUGUUUGUAAACCACACGCGACGCAAAUUUUUUGUGUGUUUACGAAACAUAAACCAUAAACAAUUGAACAUUUGUAUGGCGAGGGUAGUUUUCUGUAACAGUUACCGUUACAGAAAAUGACAAAGCUAAACCGAAAAUUGUCAUUUUAAGAAAGAAAUAAUACAAGAAGAAAGGAAGAAAUAAUAAAAGAAACUUAAAUAAAACAAAUACAAAUAAACAUACAUACUCUCUACAAUAUAUUAAAUAAAAUAUGUCACUUUACUAGUAAACAAAUUACGCACAUUAAAUAUUUUGGUAGAGCAGUAAUUAUGCGAAACGUGUAUAAAAGGCAUUUAGUAAGAGACUAAUAAGCCGAUAAAACUGGAAUUUCAUAGUCAAAACUCUACGGUAAAUGAGAAAUCUUCGAUUGUACUGAAAAAGAGAAUUUGUUAUUUUGUAAGGAUACAAAUAUUUGUAGCCGGUUUACCGUUGAUUGAUUCAUAAUUAUGAAUAUUGAAUUUUGUGAUAUGCGAAUGAGUAUUAAUUGUGAAAAUCAAAUAUAUUUGCAAAAUAUUUGGGUGUAGAACGAAAAAAAAAUUAACUAGGGAUUUUUGGUACAACAACAAUUCAACAAUUUGCUUGACUUACUAUUACAAAGGUUUAGUUUAAGCAGUGUGAUUUCGUUUAAUUGCAAAUUCUGUAAUUUUUUGUAACGAACUCUAUGAGUUGUACAUGCUUGCAAAUACAUAUAUAAUAGUAUUAUAUAAUUAAACAAAAAAAUAGCAAAUUUAGCAUAUCAAACAAAAAAUAAAACUGUAUUAUUAGUACCUUGCCGAUUUUCAAAGGCAUUUCUCGAUUGAUAAACUUUUUCUAUUUUUCUAAUUACAUUAUAUGCCUUAAAAAUAUUCGUACAGCUUUUAAUAUAAUUAAAUUUAAUAUUAUAACGGGAUUUUCAACAAUUACUUCAUUUAUUUAAACUGUAUGCAAACUAUUUUGUUGUAAUUCUCAUAAAAUUUUUGGAAUGCCAAAAAAUUGUUAAUUUAUAAAUUUUGUAAAUCUCAAAAACGUUUUUGAAAUACAGUUAAUAACAAUGCAACAACUUUUAUUAGUAAACGCAUUCUAAAUUACAGUUUAUUUUCAGGUUAGGUUCAUCCUAGUUAGAUUUACAAGAUUUGAUAAGGAACUGAGAAACUCAGAAGUGUAAAAAGAACUUUAGAUCAUUUUACCUAACCGUUUUAUGAAGGUUGAUACCCUAAAUAACAGUGUUCUUUCAUACGAUUUUCAAAAUCUCUUGCAUCCCUUGAGAGAUAUUUGUUUAAAUUAUAAUUUUUUCAUACAUUUAUUGAGAGAAUGAUACUUUGGCGUUGUUUGCAUGAAGUUAAAAGUUGAAAGUGAGGUUAUUUUACAGUAAAUAUAAUAAUUUUUCAAGCUUUGCAGUAGCAACUACAUACUAAAGUUGUAAAAAUAUGCUCCGUGUGCUUUUAGCACAAAAUUUCAAAACAAUUUUUAUGAAGAACACUAACAAAUGCUGAUAGGCGAUGACGUUGACAAUUUUUUAAUCAAAAUGAAAAGCAAGAUUGCGUUAAAUAAAGUAUUUACUAACUAACUAAAAAAGUUUACUCAUAUGCAUACAUACAUACACAAACUGUAAUCUAAAAGCGUUUGUGUGCAAAUUUAAAUAGCCAAAAAAAGAAAGUAUAAAAACAAAUUAGAAAGCGAAAAAAACUUAAGCAACAUUAAUUAACUUUUUUAUUUCUAACUAAACUUAUUUUUUUAUUUAACAAUGCAUUAAAGAUUAAAUAUUAAACAUUAAGGGAACUAAAAGAAAAAUAUUAGCUUAAAAUAUCUAUAUUGGUUAGUAAACCCAAAAAUAAGAAAAAAACAUACAUACGAGUAUAUUCCCAAGAGACUUAAAAUAUUAAAAAAAAUUGUAAGUUAAAUAUCUUUUUUAUACGGAAUAAACAAUGUUUACACUAAUACAAACUAAAAUAUUAAGAAAUACAUAAUAAUGCAUAAUAUAAAUAACGAUUUAUGACAAAAAAUAUACUUAACAUAGUAUUUGCCUAUAUU